AUGGCUAAGGAGGCUGUCACCGCAGUCGCUGAACGGGGCCAGACUGGGAUAACCAACGUCAAUGCCUGUGUGUCGACUACCGAGGCCAGCAGGGCGUCCAAGGAUAACGCUUCCUGGCGAGAAUGGAUGGUUGCAAACCAGAUAGCUCUAAGGGCAUACACGACUCCGUACCUCGAGCUGCCUCAUUAUCACCCCGAGACUGGAAAGUACACGCAGGGGCUGGAUGAUGUCUACUUCAUCAUCAGCUCCAUGCUGGGCUUUACGGCUACCAGAGCUAUUGUUAUUGACUGGCUGUUCUACCCCAUUGCUUCUCAAUUGGGCCUGAGACACAAGCAAUCGAUACGCUUUGCCGAGCAGGGAUGGCUCUUGGUCUACUACCUUGCCUUCUGGGCCUAUGGAAUGCACAUCUGGUAUCAUUCUAGCUACUGGUACAAUUUCCGUGCUAUAUGGGCCGACUGGCCUACCCGAGAGGUUAGCGGCAGCGUCAAACUAUACUGCCUCCUGCAGCUAUCCUUUUGGGUGCAGCAGAUAUUCGUCAUUCACAUUGAAGCCAAGCGCAAGGACCACGCGCAGAUGUUUAUCCACCAUAUCAUAACCAGCACUCUCCUCGGAUCCGCAUAUGUUUAUAGCUUCUACAACGUCGCAAACGUCGUUCUCUGCCUUAUGGAUAUUGUUGAUUAUAUGCUACCGUUCGCCAAAAUGCUAAAAUACCUUGGAUUCGAACGCGCCUGUACAGUUGCUUUCGGUGUCUUCGUCACAACCUGGAUUGUUGCUCGCCAUUUCAUCUACAUGGGCUUGUGGUGGUCCAUUCACAAAACGGUGCCCACUGAUGUGCCGUUUGGGUGUUACUCUGGUAUCACAGGCAAGCAGCUAUCAACCGGCUCGCCUGAUCUCCUGGCCCAUAUCUUCAACCCGUUCCUCGACCUCAAUGGCCCAAUAUGUAUGACUGGCACCAUCAAGGUUAUCUUCCUCGGAAUGUUGCUGCUCUUACAAGUUCUCUCACUCAUCUGGCUUGGUAUGAUCAUCAAAGUAGCGCUGGGCGUUUUGUGGACUGGCUCAAGUGCAGAGGAUACAAGAAGUGAUGACGAAGAAGACGUUGACGCUGGUGAGCCGAAGGAAAAGGCCGGCACCUCUUCGGCAAGAAUCGUGAGCCCAUCAUCUGGUUCAGAAGGCAGCGCCUGGUCACGAUCAGUCAUGCCCAACGGCUCGAACCACCAGAGCCACCCGGUGCGAAUAAGAACGACCCGUGGACGAGUUACGUUAAGUGACCAUAAUGAUCGAAAAGCCCUACUUGGUAGAAUUGGCUGCGACAAGCCAACAUAG
Molecule: messenger RNA, 1323 nt
Organism: Trichophyton verrucosum HKI 0517
Lineage: Eukaryota; Fungi; Ascomycota; Eurotiomycetes; Onygenales; Arthrodermataceae
Exons: 4
Coding region: 1-1323 (440 amino acids)
Biological process (GO): ceramide biosynthetic process
Cellular component (GO): membrane
Molecular function (GO): sphingosine N-acyltransferase activity
Source: RefSeq, a predicted model, not a curated record